GUCUAGACUCAACCGGCUGAGUGGCUCGCCGUCUCCCUCUAGCUUGUUAGCCUGCACUCCUCCCUUUCUGUCCUGCAACACCUCCAACCUGCUGAUUCCCCUCCAAGCUUCCUCUUCCCCCUCCACUCAUCUCUUUUCAGCUCUCCCCCUAAUUUUAUUUUAAGGCUAGUGCAUGCUGACUCCAUCGUCUUGUUGUCGUUUCCCUUGACAUUCAUCGCUGUCAUUUCUGGCUCCUCAGAGGUGAGGAGAGAUGAAGGUGGAAGAUUCUGCAGACCGGCUGCCUCACUGUAAACUAUGGAAUGUUCUGUGCUGAAACCAUCACUACUCUCCAGUCUUUGGACUAGGCUCCAGACUCUUAGUUAGCAGCUGUGCUUCUCCCCUCGAACUCUUUCUAAACAGGGGACGAAGAAGAAGAGUGGACUUGGAGCCCUCCUAAUAAAAAGGCACAGAGCACUUUUCCCUUUUUACUAUAUUAAAAUCAUUUUUUUUCUCCAGCUUGGAUUUUUAAUUUUUUGGUGUAAAAAGAAUCAUUUCAAACAUGGACUUGGAGUCGUAUCUGUGGCUGGUUAUUCUGGGCUUUGUCAUUGCCUUUAUCCUGGCGUUUUCGGUUGGCGCCAACGAUGUGGCCAACUCUUUCGGCACGGCAGUGGGGUCCGGUGUGGUCACGCUGAAGCAGGCCUGCAUCCUGGCCUCCAUCUUUGAAACGCUGGGCUCAAUACUACUUGGAGCUAAAGUGGGAGAGACGAUCAGGAAGGGCAUCAUCGAUGUCAGCUUCUACAACGACACGGUGCCCAUUCUCAUGGCAGGCGAGGUCAGCGCCAUGGUCGGAUCGGCUGUCUGGCAGUUAAUUGCCUCCUUCCUCAAACUCCCCAUCUCCGGGACUCACUGCAUUGUUGGAGCGACCAUCGGUUUCUCCAUGGUGGCCAUCGGCACAAAGGGCGUGCAGUGGAUGCAGCUCGUUAAAAUUGUGGCUUCAUGGUUCAUUUCCCCGUUGCUCUCUGGACUCAUGUCUGGCCUUCUCUUCCUGCUCAUCAGAUAUUUCAUCCUUAGCAAGGAGGAUUCUGUCCCUAAUGGCCUGCGCGCGCUGCCUGUCUUCUACGCCUCCACCAUUGGGAUCAACACAUUUUCCAUCAUGUACACCGGAGCCCCAUUGCUUGGCUUGGAGAUGCUACCGGUGUGGGCCAUCUUCCUCAUCACGUUAGCGGGGUCGCUGGUCUGCGCCGGCCUGGUUUGGAAAUUCGUCUGCCCCUGGAUGCGGAAGAAAAUAGCAAGUCGGUUAAAGAAGGAGCAGGCUCUGUCCAGGAUUUCUGUCGAGAGCCUGGAUAAGAUUCCCGAGGAGGAAGAGGAGGAGGAGAGCCCGGUCUUCAAAGAGCUACCUGGAGCGAAGGGCACAGACGAGGCGGUUUUGCCCCUCACAGGAAGCACCAGCGACCGAGGCCCCCGCGACUCCGGCGGGGAGCUCACCAACUUGGGGAACGGAGGCCACGUCUUGCCAAACGGCAGAGUUUAUGGUCGGACUCACUCGAUGACCAACGGCUCUCUUAAAUCCCCCAUCGCCAACGGCAGCUUCAGCUUUGACGGUCACAUGCGUAGCGACGGGCAGGUCUACCACACCGUGCACAAGGACUCGGGUCUGUACAAAGACCUGCUUCACAAAAUCCACCUGGGCCGCACUGAGGACAACGAGCGCACCGUCUCUGGUGCGCCCGACAACAACUACCGGCUGCUGCGCCGCAACAACAGCUACACCUGCUACACCGCGGCCAUAUGCGGCAUGCCCGUCCAGCCCAUCAAGCGCUCAGAGUCCCGGGACGACAGCGAAAAGCUGGUGGGGGAGGCAGGCGGCAGAAGCAACAGCGUGUCUUACUCAAAGAAGAGGAUACGCUACGAUAGCUACUCGUCGUACUGCAACGCUGUUGCCGAGGCUGAGAUUGAAGCAGAAGAGGGUGGGGUGGAGAUGAAGCUGGCCACAGAGCUGGAGGGGGUCACAGAAGACGGAGCUCCAGCUCCAGAGCCUCUGGAUGACUUGGAGGACCACGAGGAGGACAAGGACAAGUCAGAGGUGUUUCUGCUGUUUCACUUCCUGCAGAUCCUCACGGCCUGCUUUGGCUCUUUUGCACACGGAGGCAAUGACGUCAGUAACGCCAUUGGCCCGCUGGUUGCUCUAUGGAUGAUUUAUGAACAAGGAGGUGUGAUGCAGGAUGCAGCCACUCCCAUCUGGCUCCUGUUCUAUGGCGGUGUGGGCAUCUGUGCUGGUCUGUGGGUUUGGGGGCGGCGCGUCAUCCAGACCAUGGGAAAAGAUUUGACACCCAUCACUCCCUCAAGUGGAUUCACUAUUGAGCUGGCUUCUGCCCUCACAGUGGUGCUUGCUUCCAAUAUCGGAAUCCCUGUCAGCACCACACACUGCAAGGUGGGCUCGGUGGUGGCCGUGGGCUGGAUCCGCUCCAAGAAGGCGGUGGACUGGCACCUCUUCAGGAACAUCUUCCUGGCGUGGUUCGUCACGGUCCCCGUGGCCGGCCUGUUCAGCGCCGCCGUCAUGGCCCUGUUCGUCUACGGCAUCCUGCCUUACGUCUGAAGGGCUGGGGGGGCGGGGGGAGUCGGAGACGGGGAAAGGAAGAUUUGGGAAAGAGUGAAGAGAUGGAGAAGAGGAGCGAGAUGUUUACAAGUGGUUCUGCUCUGAAUGUGCGUGGGUUUACAUCCCGACAUCAUCUAGAGGUUCUCCUGACUCGAGUUCAGAUUUUUCUCCUUUUUUUUUAAAUUUGGGUUUGAUUAAUUUAUUCUCGUUUUGAGAAGAGUUUCAUAAAAAGGCACUGUUCAAUCUGCUGUGAAAAACAAAACAAACGGCAACUUUCUACAGCUGCCUCAACUCAAAAGAAAAGAAAAAUCUGAAAGCUCGCAGCACAAAAGAAUUCUGCCUGAAGGAAGCGUUCGUCUAAAACUCUUCUGCGGUGUUUAGUAGCGUUGUCGGGAUUCCAAACAGACGUAAACUUGUACAUACGGUUGUCAUAGUCGGGGUGGGAUUCGUUGCUUUAGCGCUAAAGAAAAAAGGAUGCGCAUGACGUGUAGCGACCCCAUCCAUGUCACGUUGGCGUGCUGAGCGUACAGCAGCAGGCGAGCGUCAAGGACGGCGCUUUGUUUGUUUCGUUUUUUCACACCAUAGAAACCUAACAUACUAAAGAGUUGAUUUUCUGUCAGGCGCUCCUCUGUUUCAAGAGACGAAUCUUAUAUUUUUAAUGAUGUAUUAUAUUGUAAUUUGUAUUGUACAUAGUCUGUAAGGGGGGAGGGGGGAGGUUGCUUUAUGUGUUGUUUUGUGGGCAGAGGGGGGAGUUUCACGCCGUGGUUUUCUGCUGUUGCUAGGAUCAUUGUAACCUUUUUUCUUUUCUUUUGUGGAACCGUCCACUUCUCAACGGUUGAUUACGUGUCGCAGUUUUGACCGAAGGCUCCAAGUUGGAGAGAGAGGAAGCAGAACAGACCCAUGCCAAAGUAAAUGUGCUGUUUCUAUGAGUCCGUUUACAGGAGAUGCCAAACCGUGCAGACGCACACGUAGACCAGGUCCCGUACGUUCUUUUGUCUUCGCCUUUCGUUCUCCGUACGUCCGCAGCGUAUCGGCUUUGUCUGAUCUCUUCCAAACACGUUGGCCGAUACACAGAUAAUCCACAUUUGAUCCGUUAUUUUCCUUAAACGAAGACGUAACUGAAAGCCUAUCGUAGAGGUUUGUCGUGACGUGUUUGAGUCCGGACACACUUUACAGUCGUAUAUCUCCAAACUCCCAUUUGUUGGUGAAGCGUUAAAAACCCACUCCGAUGGAAAAAAAACGCUGGUUUUUGGUGUUUUUAACUCCUUAUGGCAUUUUUGUGACGAUGGAGGGGAUACAUUAAAAAAAUUAAGCUUAAAUUUGCAUGUUUUUGUUCAUAUUGUUGUGAAUUGGGAGCAGACGAUAAAAUGCCGUUUGAAAAAGGUCAUGUUUGUCACUAAAAAAACAAUGAGCGGGAUGCAAGACCCACCGCUCCACAUCCAAUCCAUGAACGCCUUUUUCCUCGUCCGAGCUGAUCUCUGGCUCAAAACUGUACGGCUGGAAAGCUCCAACAUUUUUGGGGGUGUGAAAUUGGAUCCAAAGAUGAUCGGAGUGGGUCUUUAAGGCGGAAUUAUAUCAGCAAGACUCUGCAACAGGAAAGUUCAUAUCGACCGAAACCGUACUGGUGUUUAUAUGCAACGAUCUGCACUAGUCCCCUUAUGAAACAUGCGGUCAUAUCAAAGUCCCCCCGCCGAUAAUCACAGACCUCUGCGCUCACCUGGUUUGGGUUAGCAACUCCUUACCGACGUGCGGCGUCUGCCUCAGCCUGCCGAGCAAAACAAACCGCGGCGAACGAGUGUCAAAAAAAAAUUCUGCCAACAGCGCAUCCAGACGAGUGCUGACGGGGCGUUCAGGGGUCAAAACCUUAACAUCAUGACAUCUAAGAGGGUUUGGAUGGAUGGAACUGAUCAUCACCAGCUUUCUGACCGGGUCACCUGACCUGCAGAUGAACAAAAAGCUUUUUUUCUCCAUUUGAACAAACUUCGUGGCAGGUGUUCUUGUGCUGUGUUUUCUUUUUAAUGAACAAAUCUAUGCUUAAGUAGCCACAUGCCUUGUAACAUUGUGUUUUACUCUGUGCAGAUACACUAAAGUAAUUAAGUACUGUGGAGUUUACAUUGUAACCAUAUUGUAGAGUAUCUGUAAUAACAAAACAAAAAAAACGGUUGCCUAAUGAUGCCAAUGAAAGACAAUUGAAAACUAUUUUUUUUUAAGUGCAAAUGAGAAAAAAAAAUGAACCAGAAGUGUCUAGAGAGUGAGCGGAAAUGUGUGAUUUUCUCUUUCAUGGUGGUAGUGCUGAUCAUGAUCAUUGUCACUUUACACUGCUACUACGACGUGUUAACACUACCUGUGUGGGUGCAAUUCAGUAACGGAAGUACUAACGAGAAAACUUCAUCGAAACUAUAUUUUUCUAUCAUAUCUGAGUUUUAACCUGGGUGAGAUUCCAGACCUUUUUUUUUGGGAGACGCUGGGCCUGAUGGGAAGCCAGCUGCCUGUUGGUCGGUUUUCGGUGCGACGCCUCGCCGGUGCCAUGUGCCACGCUUCCUCCCAGCCCAGCGUGUCUCUCGAAAGCGUAGAUUGACGUGUCGGUUGCCAGUAGAGCAGAUUAGAAGCUAUCAUUUUUUUUAUUUUUGAACUUCAGAUGAAACACUUUGUAAUUUUGUUUCCCUACUGCUUUGCUCAUGAGCUGCCAGAGCUGCAGAGAAAGUCCUCAAAUUAGAUUUGUAUUAGACUGCGAGGAAAAACUAAAACGGACUUUACUGAUUUGUGACCUCUGGGAGCUCAUGACCUUUUUACUCGGCCCACAGGCUGAGAGGGGGGGGCUGCAGACAGCUGGUAUGCUCACCUAUUUUUAUUCAGAGUGCCUGGAAAACUUUCCAAUUUGCAGAGAGAGACGGUUUUCCAGCGCUACAGUUGGUAAUCCUCUGAGGCUCAACUUGUACAAGAUGAUAAAUGUGCAGAAGCAGAAGGUCAUAAAGAUGCAGAAAGAGGAUUUAGUUUUCAGUUUCCGCUCUGAAAAUGUAGAUUUGCAUCAAGGUGUAAUCGGUCUCUGAAGUGCAUGUCGGAGCAACAAACUGCUGCUGACUCAAUGGAAAGAGUCAUCCAGCCGUAAGAGACGCACAGCUCUGCGUUUUCUCUUGACCUCUGUGUCAGAUGUGUUAGGAACCAGGAAUCAAACCAGCAACACUUUCUGCGUCUCUGAUCUGCUUUGGGCGUCCCCGCACACUCUGCAGGCCCCCCUCACGACUCGCACCGCCAUCUUUUUGUGUGUGCGCGCGCAUGAAUUCUUAGUCCUGAUAGGCCAAAAGAGGUGCACAGUUUAAAGGGAGGAGGGGAAAGUGAAAACGGGGGGCAUUUUAAAGUCUCGAAAAACAGGAGAAAAGGAACAAAAAAAAAGCACAAACUGCUGCAGAAAUGUCAGUUAUGUGUGCGUGCCGCCACUAGAUGGCACAGUUUGACACUUUCCCAUCCAAAUAGGGCAGAAUUUCAUCUUUUCAUUGUAAAUCUGUUGCCAUUUGAGGAAGUUGCUGUACUUCCCACACCUAUUAUGGAGAAAGUCUAAACAGAAUGUGCAAUUUCUCCCCCUGGUUCUGCUGCCCCACGCGUAACAGCGCCCGAGGUGGCGGCGGGGUUGGGGCUUCAGUUCACGUGGAUGUGGUGUCUAGUGUGUUCUGUAAUAGAGCGUGCUCCUUGGCUGGCCUGCAGGCCUUGUCUCUUUAAUCUUUGCAGCUCCUUCAUCGUCUGGUCCUUUUUUGAGAACGGUCGUAACAAAUGGAUUUAAAAACAAACUGUAGCCUGCUUCUAUGAAAUCUUAAAGCUCUUUCUAAUUUGCAUAAAUUGUACUGUAAUGUUUUUAUUUAAGAUUUUAGUGGAAAAAUGUCUGCAUUUAACUAAAUUAUGGGAAUUAAAAUUACAAAGGAUAUCAAACAUCA
This is a messenger RNA of Oryzias latipes (Japanese medaka), 6504 nucleotides long. It is a transcript of the gene slc20a2, whose product is annotated as solute carrier family 20 member 2. Gene Ontology annotation, biological process: phosphate ion transmembrane transport. Gene Ontology annotation, cellular component: membrane. Gene Ontology annotation, molecular function: phosphate transmembrane transporter activity. The record is from RefSeq and is a predicted model, not a curated record. Lineage: Eukaryota; Metazoa; Chordata; Actinopteri; Beloniformes; Adrianichthyidae.